Molecule: messenger RNA, 1317 nt
Organism: Phytophthora sojae
Lineage: Eukaryota; Oomycota; Peronosporomycetes; Peronosporales; Peronosporaceae
Exons: 3
Coding region: 1-1317 (438 amino acids)
Source: RefSeq, a predicted model, not a curated record
AUGUGGAUCCGAGGCGCGGUGGUCGUGUGUGUUGUGACGUACGGGAUUGUGGUGCAAGGAAUCUGCCUCAUCGAUGAAUUCACAGUCUCGGCACAUCAAAUGCUUAUACUUCUGGUGUGUGUACCGGUGGCUGUGGUGGCUCUUUCGAUGCUCAUCAGUGAGUACUUGGUGUUCCCAGUUCCAUUCUUCGCAUUGCUGAUGAUGCCCCCGUUCUUUAUCAUCUUGACAUUUUUUCUUCGAGUGGUGGUAGGGUCCACCGCUAUUCGGCACAUGCUGGAGCACCGAGAUCAGUCGAUGCACUGUAUUCGCUUCGUAUGCGCUCAAGCCUCGACAAUUGUGAUUUUUCCAGUGUACGAAUUAUUUUUUCGAGCCGCAGCUGGAUCGCACUACCAGAUUUUCGUGAUUCUACUUCUCCCAGCUCUGAAAGUCACGACCAAGAACGUGGUCUUGCACUUCGCCAAGAGUCUGGAGGACAUGAUUCCGGUUGAAGUGAUUUUUACAGCUGAUUAUUGUAACGCCGUUUACGUUGCUACGUGGAUGCAGAGCUCGUCUUCAACUACCUCUGUAGUAGCCAUCACACUCACCGAUCUAUCGCAGACGAUGUUUAUGCUUUACGGAUUGCACCGACGUACUACCAGAAUCUCAUCAAAACUUCGCCAAACUGUCGGUGAUGCUGAUACUGAUCAUGGCAAUAUGCUGAGCAUGAUUUGCUGGAUAUGUCGCCAUCCCGACCGCUUUGAGAGGCAAGCACACAGGGGGAUUCGAAGACGAUCGUGCCUGCCUCAUCACAUAUCCUCCGUGAAUACACGAGUACUUGACAGCCUGAACCAAAUUCUAACUGAACCAGACCCACAACCUCACGGCUCGCCCCAACGUCCAACGAUUCUUCUACGAUCGCUCGAAGCGCUCUUCACAACUGAGUGCCUUAUCAUUACGGCGUAUCUUGAGGCGUUCAUGCCUCUGUUCUACUGCAGCUACAUGAUGGUAAUGGUGCAUCUACAGAGUGCUCAAUAUCACAGAGAGAUGAUUGGUAUCACUCGUAACAACGUCGUGACCACGAUCGUCCCGCUCCUUGUGUUCGGGAUUCUCCAGAUCGCGUCGUUCGUGGUAUUAGUGCUGCUGAUCAAGCACAACUGCGGCAUGCGGGCGCUUUACCAGUUGGCGUUUGUCUUAGAGAAGCAGAGGGCGCUGGUUCAGUGCAAGAUGGUGCUCUGGAUGCUCAUCACCUUGUGCUUUCGUGUACAGCAUUUUGGUGUUGAUUUCAAGUUUGAAUUUGUUCGUCUUGGGGCUCCGAGGUUCUGGAUACCACAAGGGUAG